GAUUCGCGGUUGAUUUCGUUGACGGUCGAGACAGGUGGUUGAAGAGGAAGGUUUGUUGUUUGGUUCAACCGGGACGCUGCUCUUUCAAUUGGCCGACCGACUCCGAGAACACCUACGGCCAUGUUGAUGGAUACGGUGUGGGUUCGAGACCCUGAUGAAGGAUUCGUUCUUGGUAAUAUCGUUGAAAUACUUGAAGAUGGAGCGGAAGUGAUUCCAUUAAGUUCUAAAAGCACAAGAAAAGUUUGUGGGUUUGGAGAUAUUUUUCAAACUGGACAACAUGAAAAGGAAUACGAUGAUAAUUGUGAAAUGAUGUAUUUAAAUGAAGCUACGUUGCUUAAUAAUGUUAAAAAACGAUAUUACAGCAACAGGAUUUAUUCUUAUGUAGCAAACAUUUUAAUUGCUGUUAAUCCUUAUAUUGAAAUCCCCGAAUUAUACUCUCCAAAAACAAUAAAACAAUACCAAGGAAAAUCUUUAGGGGAACAACCACCUCACGUUUUUGCAAUAGCCGAUAAAGCUUUUCGUGACAUGAAAGUGUUUAAAAUGUCUCAAUCGAUAAUAGUAUCCGGGGAAUCCGGAGCUGGAAAAACAGAAUCUACAAAGCAUUUAUUAAAAUAUCUUUGCGAAUCUUAUGGUGCAACCGCAGGACAAGUUGAACAAAAAAUCUUGGAUGCGAAUCCGAUUUUAGAAGCCUUCGGCAACGCGAAAACAACAAGAAACAACAACAGCUCUCGUUUCGGCAAAUUCAUCGAGGUCCAUUUUGAUAAAAAGUUUCAAGUCGUUGGAGGCCACAUCAGCCAUUAUUUAUUAGAAAAAUCACGGAUAUGUUCCGCUUCCGGCGAAGAAAGAAGCUAUCACGUUUUUUAUCUUUUAAUGGCGGGAGCACCACAAAAUUUAAGGGAAAAACUUAAUUUAACACAACCAGAAGAUUUCAAUUAUCUUAAACAUGGUUGCACUCGCUAUUUUACAUCUUCAAAAAGCGAAAAGAAUUUAUCUUCCCCCCAAAAAAGUUCGGCGCAUUCAAGUCAAGGUCCCCUUAAAGAUAACUUAUUAGACGACGUCGAAGACUUUAACAAUCUAGAUUUAGCGCUGGGUCGCAUUGGUCUAAACGAAGAGGAACGUACACAAGUUUAUGUCAUGGUCGCUGCUGUUCUUCAUUUAGGAAAUGUUGAGUUUGAAGAUGACCCAGAUGAUACUCGAGGGGGUUGCAGAGUUAAACAAUCGAAAGAAAAAUCGUUGAUAAUCGCCUCGAAAUUAUUAGGGAUCGAUCAUGUUGAAUUAAAACAAGCUUUAACAUCAAGAGUUAUGCAAAGUGCGAGAGGGGGACUUAAAGGAACUGUUAUUAUGGUACCUUUAAAAGUUUAUGAAGCAACAAAUGCAAGGGAUGCUUUAGCAAAAGCCGUUUAUAGUAAAUUAUUUGAUUACAUUGUGAUGAGAAUCAAUAAAAGUAUUCCUUUCCAAGCUUCUAGUUAUUAUAUUGGCGUUUUAGAUAUUGCAGGAUUUGAAUUCUUUACUGUAAAUAGUUUCGAACAAUUCUGCAUUAAUUAUUGUAACGAGAAACUGCAACAAUUUUUUAACGAAAUCAUCUUGAAAUACGAACAAGAAGUUUAUAAACGAGAAGGUUUGAAUGUUCCUGAAAUUAAAUACGCUGAUAAUCAAGAUUGUAUCGAUUUAAUCGAAAAUAAAUCAAACGGAAUCUUUACAAUACUUGAUGAAGAAUCAAAACUACCAAAGCCGCUUUACACGCAUUUUACGACCGAAUUGCACGCGAAAUGGCCAAAUCAUUUUAGAUUAGCUCUACCGAGAUCGUCGCGGUUAAAAGCACAUCGAAGUUUGCGUGAUGAUGAAGGUUUUUUAAUUCGGCACUUCGCAGGAGCUGUUUGUUAUCAAACGAAGCAGUUUAUCGAAAAAAAUAACGAUGCUUUACACGCCUCUUUGGAAGGGAUCAUUCAGGAUAGUUCAAAUAAAUUAAUCCAAUCUUUAUUUGCAAUGUCAAAUACGCAAAAGGGAAAAUUGAGUUUUAUUAGCGUUGGGAAUAAAUUUAAAACGCAAUUAGCCGAGUUAAUGGAAAAAUUGAGGCAAAAUGGAACGAAUUUUAUUAGGUGUGUUAAGCCGAAUACUAAAAUGAUCGAUAGGCAAUUUGAUGGCCCCCUAAGUUUGAUGCAAUUAAAAAGCUCUGGGAUGACGGUUGUUUUGGAACUGAUGGAGCAUGGUUAUCCGAGUAGGGCUCCUUUCAAUGAGCUCCAUACGAUGUAUCAAGAAUAUUUACCGAAAGAACUUAAAGGGUUAAAUCCGAGAGCUUUUUGCGAAGCGAUUAUUCACAGCCUUCGUUUAUACGAGAAAGAUUAUAAAUUUGGAAUCACCAAGGUGUUCUUUAGACCGGGAAAGUAUGCAGAGUUUGAUAAAAUUAUUAAAUCAGACCCUGAAAACUUACAAUGGAUGAUUGGAAACUUGAAACAAUUCUUGGUGAAAUCGCGCUGGUGGAAAGCGCAAUUCACAGUUUUAACAACAAUUAAAUUGAAGUAUAAAAUCCUUUAUCGAAGACAAGCCUUAAUAACAAUGCAAAAACACGUUCGAGGUUAUUUAGUGAAAAAGCGUUACGCGGCGAGAUUAAAAGUAUUCAGAAAAAUCAACGCGCUCAACCAAAAAAUGAUCGAAUUGGAAUCGAUCGCGUCCCAACUAAAAAAAGAAAAAGACGCAAGCAUAAAAGAAAUCAACAAUUUAAAACAAGACCUCCAAAACGCCUCGCAAACCAUCAAAAACAACGAUAAAAUCACCGUGAAAGACGUUGAAAACCUUUAUGUACAAGCAGUGAAUAAAGUUAACGCCCAAAUGGCGACUUUACACAAACGCGUUCAAGACCAAAAGAACGCCGAAGAGCAAGAACGCAUCCGUAAAUUACAAGAGGAAAUGGAACGUGAGCGAAAACGAAAAGAAGAGGAGGAACGAUUACGCAAAGAAGAGGAGGAAAAUCGGCGAAAAAAAGCCGAGAUGGAAACGCGCAGAAAAAAAGAAGAAGAAGAACGUCGCGUUCAAGAAGAAGCCGAAAGAAAAGCCGCGGAGGCUUUGAGAAUUCAACGAGAGAGAGAGGCCGAUGAAGAAAUGAAAUUGCAACAACAACUAGAACAAGAACGGCAAGAUCAUGAAUUAGCUUUGAGAUUGGCACAAGAAAGUAAUGGGCAACUCGAAGAGAGUCCCGUACCGAUUAGAAACGGAACCGUGGACACAACACGACAAUCCUACAAACUCAUCAGAUCGGAAGCCGUUCAAAACAAACAAGCGGAAUUAAGCAAGGGUAAAUACGAUUUAUCCAAGUGGAAAUAUUCCCAAUUAAGAGAUACGAUCAAUACAUCUUGUGAUAUUGAAUUAUUAGAGGCUUGUCGGCAUGAAUUUCAUCGUCGCUUAAAAGUCUAUCACGCAUGGAAAGCAAAGAAUCGUAAACGAACGACGAUGGAUGAAAACGAGAGGGCCCCACGUUCCGUGAUGGACGCAGCGGCUAAAACGCCAAAGAUCCAACAAAAACAAAACAUCCUAAAUAACGAUAACAGCCAAAGGUAUUUUCGUAUACCGUUUGUAAGACCUGCGACGAUUUCUUCGCCUCAAGAUCCGACUGGUAAACGAGGAUGGUGGUAUGCACACUUCGAUGGGCAAUACGUUGCGAGGCAAAUGGAAUUGCACGCGGAAAAGCAACCGGUUUUACUCGUUGCGGGAAAAGAUGAUAUGCAAAUGUGCGAGUUAUCCUUAGAUGAAACCGGGUUAACUCGCAAACGAGGAGCUGAAAUUCUUGAGAACGAAUUUAAUAGGGAAUGGGAGAAAAAUGGUGGAGCACCCUACUCCCGACCUGCGGAUAGAAAAACAAAUUAAAAGAAUUAUUUAAAAUAAAUAUUAGCCUAGGAGAUAAAUUUAUUUUUUUGGGGGGAAUUUAUUAAGUGUUAUCUUUUAAGCAAAUCUUAUUGCUUUUGCAGUAUUAAAAUAGGUAGUUACUAUGUUUAUUUUUUUUUGAAAAAUAAAAUAUUAAAAUUAAA
Onthophagus taurus is the source of this 4022-nucleotide messenger RNA. RefSeq names its product Myosin heavy chain 95F jaguar (gene jar). Gene Ontology annotation, biological process: actin filament-based movement; actin filament organization. Gene Ontology annotation, molecular function: ATP binding; microfilament motor activity; actin filament binding. The record is from RefSeq and is a predicted model, not a curated record. Gene Ontology annotation, cellular component: endocytic vesicle; myosin complex; cytoplasm. NCBI's taxonomy places the organism in Eukaryota, Metazoa, Arthropoda, Insecta, Coleoptera, Scarabaeidae.